AUGCUUGCUAAACAAGAAUGGAGGCUGCUUACUAAUGAUACAUCUCUUCUUGCUCGUUCUCUUAAGGCCCGAUAUUUCCCUCGUAACGAUUUGCUUCUUGCUAGAAAUGCUCAUAACCCAUCUUUUGCAUGGAAAAGUAUUCUAGUGGGCAGAGAUUUACUUGGGGCUGGUUUGGCAUGGAAAUUGGGCAACAGAGAUCGUAUACGAAUUGGUUUAGAUCCUUGGCUACCUAAUGGGAGAGGGCAGUUUGAACGUGCUAAUGUGCUUGGUGAUGGUGCAGGUUUGCGGGCUAGAGAUCUAAUGAAUGAGGCAGAUUACACAUGGGAUUUGAGAAAGCUGGAGGAGGUACUGGACCACAGAGACCGUUGGAAGAUUCUGGUGCAAAUGAAAGGGAGGCCUUAUGAGCUGGAUAAGCCAUUUUGGCCUAGUGGAAAGCUUAAUGAGUACUCUAUUAGGUCUGGUCACCAUCUUGCGAUGGAGUUGCGAAUGAGAAAUGAGGCAUCUUCAUCAUCUCCGUUUAGGAUUUUGUGGAGUUGGAUUUGGAACCUUGAUGUUAUCCCAAAAGUGCGUCAUUUUAUGUGGAAAUGCCUUGCUGGUGCUCUCCCUUCGGCUAUGGGUUUGAGGAGUAGAGGUGUUGAUAUUGAUCUUGUGUGUCGACGGUGUGGCGAACAUGAAGAAAAGGUGGAACAUGCGCUUCGUGAUUGUAAGUGGAUUGAGAUGCUUUGGGCUGUUUCUCCUAUUCGGCUCUCGCCGAUGCAGACGGUCUGCUCCAUUCCGGAUUGGUUCGACAAAAUACAUAGUUGUCCUCAAAUGGAGACCCAUGCACAGUUCGCUACUCUUGCUUGGUCCAUCUGGUACGCUAGGAACCUGCUAGUUUUCCAGCAAAAAGAGAUGACUCAGGUGGAGUGUUUGGCGACUGCUCUCCGUUCUCAAUGGACAUCUCCUAUGCCUGCUACUCAGAUUCAGCCUUGGGCAUCCCGGGUGGCUUGCAGUCGGGAAGGACAGUUGAAGGUCUCGAGUGAUGUGGCGGUGAAAGAUGGGGUUGGUAUUGGUAUUGGUGUGGUGAUGAAAGAUGGGGAGAAUAAUGUGGUUGGUUGUGGAGUGUUCUCUGCUAUUGAAGGUGAAGCGUUGGCGAUGCUUGAAGGCCUUUUUCUUUGCCGGGAACGAGGGAUCACGGAUGCCAUUUUCGAAACAGAUUGCCAAUCUCUUUUCUGGAUUGUGUCCAAGAAGGAAGCUGAUCUUUCUUACCUGGGAACAACCUUGAAUGCAAUCUAUGGGUUGUUAAGUUUUUUUCGUCAUGCUGUUUUUAGUUGGUCGCCUCGUGAUAGUAAUUUGGAUGCCCAUAGUUUAGCUUCUUUUGCCUUGUGUAAUUCUGCUCCUUUUUCCUCUGCCGUAGAGCUUCCCUCUGCUGUAAACUCUUCUUGA
Molecule: messenger RNA, 1425 nt
Organism: Salvia miltiorrhiza (redroot sage)
Lineage: Eukaryota; Viridiplantae; Streptophyta; Magnoliopsida; Lamiales; Lamiaceae
Exons: 1
Coding region: 1-1425 (474 amino acids)
Molecular function (GO): nucleic acid binding; RNA-DNA hybrid ribonuclease activity
Source: RefSeq, a predicted model, not a curated record